GGGGGCAGGAGAAAAAAGCUUUUCCAAAAAAGUAUUGGCUGUCUUGAGGAAUGCGGUCGCCCCCUUGGGAAAGUACAUAUCUGGGAGCAGCAGGCGGCUCCGCGCUUGCACUCCCGCUCCUCCGCCUGACCGCGCGCUCGCCCGACCGCUCCUGCUGCAGCCCCAGGGCCCCUCGCCGCCGCCACCAUGGACGCCAUCAAGAAGAAGAUGCAGAUGCUGAAGCUCGACAAGGAGAACGCCUUGGAUCGAGCUGAGCAGGCGGAGGCCGACAAGAAGGCGGCGGAAGACAGGAGCAAGCAGCUGGAAGAUGAGCUGGUGUCGCUGCAAAAGAAACUCAAGGGCACCGAAGAUGAACUGGACAAAUACUCUGAGGCUCUCAAAGAUGCCCAGGAGAAGCUGGAGCUGGCAGAGAAAAAGGCCACCGAUGCUGAAGCCGACGUAGCUUCUCUGAACAGACGCAUCCAGCUGGUUGAGGAAGAGUUGGAUCGUGCCCAGGAGCGUCUGGCAACAGCUUUGCAGAAGCUGGAGGAAGCUGAGAAGGCAGCAGAUGAGAGUGAGAGAGGCAUGAAAGUCAUUGAAAGUCGAGCCCAAAAGGAUGAAGAAAAAAUGGAAAUUCAGGAGAUCCAACUGAAAGAGGCCAAGCACAUUGCUGAAGAUGCCGACCGCAAAUAUGAAGAGGUGGCCCGUAAGCUCGUCAUCAUUGAGAGCGACCUGGAGCGUGCAGAGGAGCGGGCUGAGCUCUCAGAAGGCAAAUGUGCCGAGCUUGAAGAAGAAUUGAAAACUGUGACGAACAACUUGAAGUCACUGGAGGCUCAGGCUGAGAAGUACUCGCAGAAGGAAGACAAAUAUGAGGAAGAGAUCAAGGUCCUUUCCGACAAGCUGAAGGAGGCUGAGACUCGGGCUGAGUUUGCGGAGAGGUCAGUAACUAAAUUGGAGAAAAGCAUUGAUGACUUAGAAGAUCAACUCUACCAGCAACUUGAGCAAAACCGCCGCCUCACUAAUGAACUAAAGCUGGCCCUGAAUGAGGAUUAAACUUAAGAGUGAAAAAACUUGGGCUGAAUUCUAGGAGUGGAGCCCACGUGCAGAAAAUCUAAGACUGUCCUACCUUCAACUAAUAGAGUUGAAAACCGUUUCUUUCUGCAGAAAUGCAAAUGCAAGGAACUGACUGAAAGUCUGGCCUUGCCUGCAUUUUCCUCUAUAUGGCUGGAAUAAUUACAUUCUCUUUAAUCACAAAAGAGCUUUUAUGGUAAAAUACUUACAUCAAUUCAGCACUCCUCUUUGAAAUAGGAAGUCCUUUUGUUUGAACUGAUAAUGAGGACCCCCGCCCCGCCCCCCCGCAAAUUUUCUUUUUCCCACUGACAGCCACGAGUCCUGCUUUAAGUAUAUAUAUAUGUGUGUGUGCAUGUGUGUAUAUUCCUAUUACAUAUUCAUAUUCCUAACAUAAAUAUCUGGUAUAGUGUCUGAAAUAUGAUUAAAUGUACCUAUGCUUGGGCAAAAUAGCUUUUGAAAACAGGAACUCAUGCCAGAAGCCCUGGUUGUCUGAAAGGUAGGCUUUAUUCAGUCUAAUGGUGCUGUUGGAGUCUGGGGAGAAUGUCAUGCUAAUAAUAAAUAGAACAUUAUAAAAAUAAUAAAAGAAUGUCCUAAUGAAGUGUGCAUGAAACAUAUUGGUUUUUUUUUUUUUAUGAGCAACAGAAAUACAUCAUUUUAAAAGUUCUUAGAAAACCUAUUUAUGUCAUCUUUGUUUUUGUGAGUUUGUGUUACUGCACAACUCCCACUUUUAACUGCCUGUACCUCGGAAAUGUCUGCUGUUAGUAACUUCUCCAGUUUGAAUAGCAGUGCUGCAGCUGUAUUUGGUUUUUACCUCUCCCUGUUCCCAUGGCACAGUCAGUGAACCUUCACCAAACCCCAUGUGCAUUUUAUCUUCAUAGUGAAUUGUUGGUGGAGGUGCACCUGACUGCUCUGUGAGACUCCGUUCCAUGGCUCCUUUGGGUCAAAGACAUCCUCCCCCCGACUUAGAUUCGUGUCUAGAAAUGAGUAAUGUCUUACAAGCAUGCCUAGUUCUAAUCAUCUCAUCCUGUGUUUGUGAUUGAUGUUUGCUUGCCUAAAUGUACAAACCACCAUUGUGUCCAAAGCAUAGCUAUUCAUAACUUAAUUUUCU
Messenger RNA from Saimiri boliviensis boliviensis (Bolivian squirrel monkey), 2158 nucleotides. It is a transcript of the gene TPM1, whose product is annotated as tropomyosin 1. The record is from RefSeq and is a predicted model, not a curated record. NCBI's taxonomy places the organism in Eukaryota, Metazoa, Chordata, Mammalia, Primates, Cebidae.